CGUUGUCUUUUCCGGUGUGUCGGCUGCUUCCGGCUGUCAACAUAACUGCUGCUCCAUUCCUGUGACGUGGAUUAUUUUUUUUAGGGGGGGUGAGAUUGCAAAAAAACAGGCAGCAACAUGUACCAGGUAAAGCCAAUCUGCGGGGGUGACGCCAAGGUCGAUUUGCCCACCUGCAUGUACACGCUACCCAAUGUGCACGCGCGGCCGGGCAACAGCUGCACACACGAGCACGCGCUGCAGAAUGGUGACAUACUAGAUCCGGCAGUCCAAGCUCUGGAGGCCCGACAAGAUGAGAUCAUGCGAAAACUGUACGAACUAAAGGCGGCCGUAGAGGGCCUGGCGAAGACCGUGACCACGCCGGAUGCUGACAUGGACCUCACAGUCAGCAGCAGCCUCUCCUGCCAGAGCUCAACAGCCUUCCAAGGGGCAGCUGACCUGGACAAGCUAUUAGGGAAGGACCUUGGCGCUCUCCACGACAUCGUCAUCAACGCCAACCCAGAACAGCCCCCACUGACCCUCCUGGUUCUGCACAACCUGCUGUGUCAGCGCUACCGGGUGCUGUCCGCCGUGCACGUCCACUCUUCAGUCAGCGGCGUGCCGCCACAGCUCUUGUCCUGCCUCGGCCCGCGUCACCCGGACAGCUACGCCCGCCGCCUCUUCCAGCUGGGCUUCACCCUCAUUUGGAAAGACGUGCCCAAAGUGCAGAUGAAGUUCAGCAUCCAGAACAUGUGCCCCAUCGAGGGCGAGGCCAACGUGGCGCGCUUCCUCUCCAAGCUGCUCACUCCUCACCCGGCCGAUCCCGCCCUCGCCACACUGGUGGACAGCUGGGUGGACACGGCCUUCCUGCAGCUGGCGGAAGGCAGCGCCAAGGAGCGCGCCGCCGUCCUGCGCGCCCUCAACUCCGCCCUGGGCCGCGGCCCGUGGCUGGCGGGGCGGGAGGUCUCCCUGGCCGACAUGGCCUGUUACUGCUGCGUGCUGCACAGCGGCGCCGCUUCCUCGGCCCCCGCUAACGUCCAACGGUGGCUCAAGUCUUGCGAGAACCUGGGCUACUUCGGCCCCGCUAAGGUACUCCUGCAGUGACCCCGGUAGGCUUAGAUAGCAAAGUGAGAAAGGGGCAUCAUGAUGUAGAAAUCUGCCAGCUGUGUCAGGGACAUCUUCCCGUGCUUCCCUCUUUAACAAACAUAUAUAGUCACUCUAAGGCGGUUCACCUUCUGCCACGCUGCUUUUCUACACACCAGAUUCUCAAAAGGAGGAAGCACGAGAGGACACCUUUCACCCACUUUGUGCCUAUGAAAUGUUUGUGUGGUCACAGUGUUACUAGUUAUCAGGAGUAAUACUUUGUACCUGUGUUUUUUUGGAAAUCAUUAAAACAUCCACUUGGGGUCAAGCUUUUGGAACUGGGA
Nerophis lumbriciformis (worm pipefish) is the source of this 1403-nucleotide messenger RNA. RefSeq names its product aminoacyl tRNA synthetase complex interacting multifunctional protein 2 (gene aimp2). Lineage: Eukaryota; Metazoa; Chordata; Actinopteri; Syngnathiformes; Syngnathidae. Gene Ontology annotation, cellular component: aminoacyl-tRNA synthetase multienzyme complex. The record is from RefSeq and is a predicted model, not a curated record.